Messenger RNA from Photinus pyralis (common eastern firefly), 1423 nucleotides. RefSeq lists its product as uncharacterized. Bases 123 to 1289 code for a protein of 388 amino acids. NCBI's taxonomy places the organism in Eukaryota, Metazoa, Arthropoda, Insecta, Coleoptera, Lampyridae. The record is from RefSeq and is a predicted model, not a curated record. The transcript has 2 exons.
UUUCGUAUCCUUCUGUGAUUUGAAAAUUAUAACAUAACGGUCAAAGUCAAGAACCGUUUCUGUUCAAUUUUAUGGUGUUUAAAAUCGUAAUUUAUCAUAAUUGUUGAUGAAGGAGUAAGAAAAUGGAAAAAGAACAAUGUCAAUUUAAUAGCUUUUCGGGACCGCUAACUCUUACCGAAAUAAAAAAGGCACUAUCUAUAAAAAAAUCGCCCCAGUCUAUUCAAAGAAGAGCCUCCAUCAGUGACCUAAACCCAUCACGAAAUAUCUUCUUUGAAUAUCCUGAAUUAUACUUGUGGUCAAAAAUGAAUUUGUCGAACGGUGAUGAUGAUGUGGAUCUAGAUUCGUCGGUUCAAGUUAUACAUGAUCCACCUAUUGUAGUAUCUCCGAAUAUCUCCUCAUCCUCAAAGUAUAUACAGCAAAUAUCAGAAAUUUUACAAGUGAGCGAUAGCGAAAAAGAUACAACUUGUGACAAUAAAAGCGGAAUACUGCGAUUGUGUAGUGAUAGUGUCAUAAUCAUCUCGGAUGAUGAGGAAUCGUAUGAACAGCUAACUACCAGUCUCAACUCGACUCAAAGUUCACUGUUCGAACUUAAAGAUAGCGGCUUCACCAACUUAGGCUCGACAAGUACAGAAGACGUGAAGUUUAAUGAUACAAUAGAAGAAAUGGAGAAGUUCCUAAAAGAAGCAGCAACAUAUUCAAAUGAAACCAUGUCACCUAUUCAUCCUUCCACACCAUUGACGAAAAUCAACACUUCCAAUGAUAAAAGUGACUCUUUUAAAAAACCAUUGUCCAAGAUACCAAUAGUGACCAAAAAGAAUUUGGUCAAAAAAUCCCCAUGUGUUACAAAAACUCCACACUAUAAAGAUAUUGUUAGUCCAGUCGCCAUUUACAUCAAGAAUUCACCACACGUUCCUCUGAUACAAAACGUUCCCACAAAGCAGUUAUCUCAAAAAAAUUUGUUCCCAAGUCAGAAGUUGCCAAACAACGAUAAUGACUGGGAAAAUCUUCUCCCAUCAGUGAUCUAUGCACCUCCACGUAAAAUUCAGUCGACUAGUGAACCUUCCUUAAAAUUACCCAUAAACAUUCACUGCCACCUUCCUACUACUCCGCGUAUAAUUAAACAUAAGGGACGAUUGGCUGGAACUAAUCGCUUGGAUGUUGAAGAAAAACUAGUCGAUGAUGGUGAUUUAUCGUUAAGUGUGCUAAGUGAGUUGGACAAUACUGUCCCGUUACAAGAAAUUUCAGUGCAUACCUGUAAAGAGCUCUUAAUGAUGCCAUCGAAACACUAACCUCUUGUCCGACUGAUUUAAUCUAAUUUUAGGUUGCUAUAAUUUUAUCUCCCUAUUUAAAUUAUAAUUUUGUGUAAAAUUUGUAUGCGGUUUAAUUUUUGCACCAGUGAUAAAUUAUGUAAGAAGUAAAUAAA